CACACAAGGUGGCGGCCGUCUUGAAACUGCAUUUCCCAGAAGGCUGUGCUCGUCGUGCGGUAAACCGAGCUACGGGGCCGAUGCAGUGAACCCCUCAUCCUGGGUUUUGUAAUUUCUUAGGGGAUUAGUGACAGUGGACGGAGACCUUUGGCGGCGGCACCCGUGGGCUGCUGGUCUGGCGGAGCUGCGCGCGGAGGCCGUAGAACCGGCCACACAGCUCUGCUUCCGGCCGGGGGACAAAAAGCGGAGGUGCAGCGUCUCCUUUAAUCGUCGUGGGCGGGGCGUGGCGACGCGACCCGCGUUGCUAUUGGCGGCGGUUGGGGGCGCGGAAACUGAACGGGCCGCAACGGCCGACGCUGCUUUCUCCGGCGCCUUGGGCGCCCCGGGCCCGCCAUGGCGGCACCUUGCCCUGAGGACCCCUCGUUGGAGAGGCAUUUUAAAGGCCACCGAGAUGCAGUUACCUGUGUGGACUUCAGUCUCAACACAAAGCAGCUGGCCAGUGGCUCCAUGGACUCAUGCCUCAUGGUCUGGCACAUGAAGCCCCAGUCACGCGCCUACCGCUUUGCGGGCCACAAGGACGCUGUCACCUGUGUGAACUUCUCCCCUUCGGGACACCUGCUGGCCUCAGGCUCCCGAGACAAGACUGUCCGGAUCUGGAUACCCAAUGUCAAAGGCGAGUCUACCGUGUUUCGUGCACACACAGCCACAGUGAGGAGCAUCCACUUCUGCAGUGACGGCCAGUCUUUUGUGACGGCCUCCGACGACAAAACAGUUAAGGUGUGGUCAACUCAUCGCCAGAAAUUCCUGUUCUCCCUGAGCCAGCACAUCAACUGGGUCCGCUGCGCCAGGUUCUCCCCAGACGGGCGGCUCAUCGUGUCUGCCAGCGAUGACAAGACUGUCAAACUAUGGGACAAGACGAGCCGGGAGUGUGUCCACUCUUACUGUGAGCAUGGCGGCUUUGUCACCUUCGUGGACUUCCACCCCAGCGGCACGUGCAUUGCCGCCGGCGGCAUGGACAACACGGUGAAGGUGUGGGACGUGCGGACACACCGGCUCUUGCAGCACUAUCAGCUGCACAGCGCGGCGGUGAAUGCCCUGUCCUUUCACCCGUCCGGAAACUACCUGCUCACGGCCUCUAGCGACUCGACCUUGAAGAUUCUGGACCUCAUGGAGGGCCGGCUGCUCUACACGCUCCACGGGCAUCAGGGUCCGGCCACCACUGUUGCCUUUUCAAGAACGGGGGAGUAUUUUGCUUCUGGAGGUUCUGAUGAACAAGUGAUGGUUUGGAAGAGUAACUUUGAUGUUGUGGAUUAUGGAGAAGUCCUGAAAGUGCCCAGGCCCCCAGCCCCGCUGGCCACGUCCUCCGGGAAUCUGCCAGAUGUGGAUUUCCCCGUCCCUCCCGGCAGAGGCAGGAGUCAGGAGUCGGUGCAGAGCCAGCCCCAGGAGCCCAUCAGCAUGCCCCAGACGCUGACCAGCACGCUGGAGCACAUUGUGGGCCAGCUGGACGUCCUCACCCAGACAGUCUCCAUCCUGGAGCAGCGGCUGACGCUGACAGAAGACAAGCUGAAGCAGUGCCUGGAGAACCAGCAGCUAAUCAUGCAGAGAACAACACCGUGAUCAGGGGAGCAAGAAUCAAGAGCUCGCUCGAUUUUGGGGGGUGGCAGGCUGGAGAUUUGUACUAUGGGACUUGGGUCAAUAAAUCAAGGGGAUUCAGCUCUAUGGGACUCACAUCUGUCCCUGAGCCCCUGAGGUUAUGCCCUUCUGUCCCCACCCGCUCUCUGCCCCUGGAGGCUUGCCACCUGCCAGUGGAAGGCCCCCGUGGGCAGGGCCCGCACAUGCAGAGUGGACUUGCGUUUGGUUUAACGUGAAGGAGUCACUUGAAAAUGUUUGCUACCUCGGAGUCCUAAUGGGCCCGAAGGUCACAGCUCCCCCCGGCUGCUUCACGGGGGUUUGACCCCCCUCUCUGCCUGAUGCCUGGCUCUUCCCCACCCACGACAGCUUAGCAGUGGGCUGCCCAUUGGAUGGUGAGUCAGGAGUUUUUUCUUAAUCUGACAAAAGGCCCAAUGUGGGCCCAUCCGAGUCAGGUUUGUCCAGGAGCAAGCACUCGGGGGGGUGGGGGGGUUCUGCAGUGUGGCCUUGAUUCCUGCUCCACGUGUGUUCACUGGGGCCCGGUGGCUUCUGCCUCUGUAUGCAUGAGGGUGAAGGAAUCUGAAAUUAAAAUGGACUUUAUUGAACUUGUCAUA
Mirounga angustirostris (Northern elephant seal) is the source of this 2243-nucleotide messenger RNA. RefSeq names its product POC1 centriolar protein A (gene POC1A). The transcript is spliced from 11 exons. Gene Ontology annotation, molecular function: protein binding. Gene Ontology annotation, cellular component: centriole; ciliary basal body. Gene Ontology annotation, biological process: cilium assembly. The coding region runs from base 394 to 1617 and encodes 407 amino acids. NCBI's taxonomy places the organism in Eukaryota, Metazoa, Chordata, Mammalia, Carnivora, Phocidae. The record is from RefSeq and is a predicted model, not a curated record.